Molecule: messenger RNA, 1389 nt
Organism: Penicillium waksmanii
Lineage: Eukaryota; Fungi; Ascomycota; Eurotiomycetes; Eurotiales; Aspergillaceae
Product: translocon subunit SEC61
Exons: 6
Coding region: 1-1389 (462 amino acids)
Biological process (GO): post-translational protein targeting to membrane, translocation; SRP-dependent cotranslational protein targeting to membrane, translocation
Cellular component (GO): Sec61 translocon complex; membrane
Molecular function (GO): signal sequence receptor activity; transmembrane protein transporter activity; ribosome binding
Source: RefSeq, a predicted model, not a curated record
AUGAGCGGCCUUCGCUUCCUUGACUUGAUCAAGCCCUUCACGCCCCUCCUUCCGGAGGUGGCGGCGCCUGAGACCAAGGUGCCCUUCAACCAGAAGCUGAUGUGGACGGGUUUGACUCUGCUCAUCUUCCUGGUCAUGAGCCAGAUGCCUCUCUAUGGUAUCGUCUCCUCCGACACCUCGGACCCCCUGUACUGGCUCCGUAUGAUGCUGGCCAGUAACCGUGGUACUCUGAUGGAAUUGGGUAUCACCCCUAUCAUCUCCUCCGGCAUGGUCUUCCAGCUCCUUGCCGGUACCCACCUCAUCGACGUCAACCUUGACCUCAAGACCGAUCGCGAGCUCUACCAGACCGCCCAGAAGCUGUUCGCCAUCAUCCUGUCCUUCGGCCAGGCCUGUGUGUACGUCCUGACUGGUCUCUACGGCCAGCCCAGUGACCUUGGUGCCGGUAUCUGUGUUCUGCUCAUCGUCCAGCUGGUUGUCGCCGGUCUCGUCGUCAUUCUGCUCGAUGAGCUCCUGCAGAAGGGUUACGGUCUGGGCAGUGGUAUCUCGCUGUUCAUUGCCACCAACAUCUGCGAGUCGAUCGUCUGGAAGGCUUUCUCCCCUACCACCAUCAACACCGGUCGUGGCCCCGAAUUUGAGGGUGCCAUCAUUGCCCUGUUCCACCUGCUCCUCACCUGGCCCGACAAGCAGCGUGCUCUGUACGAGGCCUUCUACCGCCAGAACCUUCCCAACGUCAUGAACCUUCUGGCUACCCUCCUCGUCUUUGCCGCUGUUAUCUACCUGCAGGGCUUCCGCGUUGAGAUCCCCGUCAAGUCCGCCCGCCAGCGUGGCAUGCGCGGCUCUUACCCCGUCCGCCUGUUCUACACCUCCAACAUGCCCAUCAUGCUCCAGUCGGCUCUGUCCUCCAAUAUCUUCUUGAUCUCCCAGAUGCUGUACUCUCGCUUCUCUGAUAACCUCCUUGUCAAGCUUCUCGGAGUCUGGGAGCCCCGUGAAGGUUCUGCCCAGCUUUUCGCUUCCUCGGGUAUUGCCUACUACAUGUCCCCUCCUCUGAACUUCAAGGAGGCUCUUCUCGACCCCAUUCACACUGCUGUCUACAUUGCUUUCAUGCUUGUUGCCUGUGCGCUCUUCUCCAAGACCUGGAUUGAGGGUCUCGUCAUGUCCGGCCACCGUGAGCAGAGCAUGUACAAGGAGCUCAAGCGUGUUAUCCCCACUGCCGCCGCUUUCGGUGGUGCCUGCAUUGGUGGUCUGUCCGUUGCGUCCGAUCUUCUCGGUGCUCUUGGCAGCGGUACUGGUAUCCUGCUUGCCGUGACCAUCAUCUACGGAUACUUUGAAAUUGCCGCCCGUGAGGGUGACAUCGGUGCCGGCCUCAAGGGCCUGGUCCCCGGCAGCUAA